AUGAUGAACAACUCGACUAGUGUGGUAGAUUUUGAUGAGUUGCAAAAGAUGCUCUCGGAUUUGGCAUCUGGUUUCAAUUCUGAUAUUGAAGCUGCAACUCUUGCUGCUACACCACCAACUACUCCUCCAAUUGGCAGAGCAAAUAAUACAUCAACAACUUCAACUCCUUCAACUCCUUCUAAUACAGUAGCAACAGCAACAACAACCACAACAACAACUACAAACAACAUCACCACACCCCCACCCUCACUACAAAAAGAAAUUUCAUUGGAUGCUAUGCGUCAAGUCCAUGAAAAUUCACCACUUCAACGUACAGAUAAACCAUUCCAGAGAAAGAUCAAUCCAUUGCCAAGAUUGAUGUUGAACCACGACGAUGCUGAAGAAACUGGAACUGGAACGGGUGACGUCGAAUCAUCGUAUUCAUCUUCUUCUUCCGAUUCCGAGUCAGAGCAAGAGGAGUUGAAACGUGAUGACCAUCUUUAUCAGCAAGAUGAGGAGUCGGAGUCGGAGGAGGAGAAGGAACCGGUGGUUAAUCGUUCGCGUGCAGCAUCACAACUGAUGGUACAACAAAUGGAUGAACAACUCAGAAAAUCUGGUAUUAGAUUGUCGUCUGUUCUCGACCUGUCAAACUCGAGAUUACCCGCGCAGAGAAGAUCGAUUCGUUCUUCGAUCAUGCAGGAAUCCAACGAGGAAGAGUAUCAAUUGCAACAGCAGUACGAAGAGGCAGAACGUCGUGCUUCCGCUGCCAGUCAAGCAGAGGCACAGCGACGUGUGUCAGCUGCCAACCAAACAGAAGCAAACAACCAACCAAUUAGACAAUCGGCCUCCAACCAAUCGAUAGCAUCAACAACAUCAGCAUCUACAAUGGCAACAACUACAACAAUUACAACUACAACUACAACAACAGCAGCGACACUAUCGGAUAUUAGGAAAACAAGAAUCAAUUAA
Molecule: messenger RNA, 948 nt
Organism: Heterostelium album PN500
Lineage: Eukaryota; Evosea; Eumycetozoa; Acytosteliales; Acytosteliaceae
Exons: 1
Coding region: 1-948 (315 amino acids)
Source: RefSeq, a predicted model, not a curated record